AUGAACGCCUCUGAGCCCUGUACUUUUGCGGAUCGUUUUGGGACUUCAUUACAUAGGCACAAUGAUCGAAGUCAUUUGGCCUUUGGUGGUCGUUUAACCAUGACCCUCUCCUCUUCUCUCUCUUCUCUCCCUAGUCCUCUUUUGCGUGUUUCUAGGAGGCGGAGCUGUAGUCCCGGCGGCGGAAGGAAGAGAGGAAGAAAGGGGCGAGCCCGGGCAGCCGGCGGCGGCGCGAGGCUCUCGCUCGGUGCGCGAGCGUCUGUGUCCAGGCGCUUGGUUUUCGGGCGAUCAGGGUCGGCGUCGAGCUCUCUCUGGGGCCGCUGCCGCUGCUGCUGUUCUGCUGGUGCUUGUGCCGCUGCCGUGGGUCUCGGGCGGCGACAGAGCGGGGCCGGCCGCGGGGCGGGCGGGGAGGGAGGAGGUGGUGAAGGCGGCGGGCCGGGGGGGAAGAUGCCGCUGGCGCAGCUGGCGGACCCGUGGCAGAAGAUGGCUGUGGAGAGCCCGUCCGACAGCACUGAGGAUUAUAUCUUUAUCCUUGAAAUUUAAAAACAUUUGCCAGGACAUGUCUUGGUGUUGAUGAUCUCUGUUGAACCUUCUCAGUCUACAGUCUCAGAUUUUGGAAAGAGAGUACAAAGAAGAAAAUCCUAUGGCUCAGGAUAAAUGAGGAGCUGAUUCUUAAUCCUGUCACAUUG
Molecule: messenger RNA, 686 nt
Organism: Castor canadensis (American beaver)
Lineage: Eukaryota; Metazoa; Chordata; Mammalia; Rodentia; Castoridae
Source: RefSeq, a predicted model, not a curated record